Messenger RNA from Pseudocercospora fijiensis CIRAD86, 408 nucleotides. RefSeq lists its product as uncharacterized. NCBI's taxonomy places the organism in Eukaryota, Fungi, Ascomycota, Dothideomycetes, Mycosphaerellales, Mycosphaerellaceae. Gene Ontology annotation, cellular component: nucleolus. The transcript has a single exon. The record is from RefSeq and is a predicted model, not a curated record. The coding region runs from base 1 to 408 and encodes 135 amino acids.
AUGCCAUCAUCCGACUACAACAACGCCGUCGGCGGCGGCCUAAAACUAAAAGGCACCGGCGCGGGCAUCGACAAGAAAAAGAAAAAGAAGAAAAAGGAACCCCAACCCAGCAACGAAACCACCAAUUCCUCAGAAAAACUCCAAGAUAGCAGCAACGAAAACAAAAAAUCUCUAGCCAUCCAAAAAGCCCUCGCCGAAGAAGACGAAGCAGACACCAAAGAGAAAGAUUCGAAAGCUUAUGGCAAAACUGAAGCGGAGCGUCGACAUGAAGAGAGGAGAAGGAAAAGAUUGGAGGAGAGAUUGAAAAGGGAAGGGGUUUUGACACAUAAGGAACGGGUGGAGCAGUUGAAUAAGUAUUUGAGUACGUUGAGUGAGCAUAAUGAUAUGCCGAGGAUUGGACCUGGGUAA